GAAAGACGAUUUAGGUGAUCUUAUUGAUUAAAUAAUAUUUGCAUGUUAUAAUAAUUAAAAUCAAGAAGCAGUGAAGCUGUUAGUGUCGAAAAAUGUGAUUUUCGAAAACCUACUUACAGUCAGUGAUAUUUUUCAAUCAAGUGUAAUAAAUGAAACUGCUUCCGUUUUAAAAUUUCAUUCAAUGAGAAAUUCUGGAAUUCACAUAGAUAUUGAAUUAUCUGAACUAAAUCUUUAUCCAAUAUAUGAAGAUGUUAAUUACGAUGGAGUGAAUGAUGUUAUAUUAAAUGCUUCACCAGGAACUUAUGCAUUUCGAUUGAAACAACCAUUAUUGGAGAUUGCCAACCAGUUUUGCAGGUAUCCUUUACCAAGUCGAUACUUAUUAUCACUAAAAGCAUUUCGUAGAAGACAAACAUACGGCUACAAACGAUCUUGUAGAGAACCGACCCAAACGAGUACAAGUCUCUGCCAGACAAAUGAACAUAUAAACUACCAUGGGGAUGAAAGACAUAAAACGUAUUUUUAUGAAAGAUCUCUUAAUGAUCAGUGUGGACGUAAUCUAGCCGCAAUUCUUUCAGAUGAACCAAAUUCAUUCUAUUGUACUCGUGAUACACCUUUGAUCAAUGAAAUAUUUGGAGAGUAUGUCAAUGAACAAAUUGUUCAAUCACAUACAAGUUCAUGUGAUACAUAUGAAAAAUUGUGCGCAAAAUGUUUAAAUCGUAUGAAAGAAAGUUCAAAAUGCAAUUCAAAAUAUAUGAAUAUGAAUGAAUUUUCAGAAAUAAAUCUUAGUUAUGAUGAAGGUGAAAGAAAUGUAACUGAUUCACGAUGCUGUGGUAUAUCUUGUUAUAAUACACCUGUAUGUUUAUCUUACUACAGUUUAAUGUGUCAAUCAAAUAAAACGAAAAGCAACACAUUGGAAGAUAAAAUUUGUAUGGAUGGUAAUACAUUUCAAAUAUCAAUAACACCGGAAUUCGAUUUUCAUAAUGGCACAUUUAUGUGUCAUUUAAAACAAGCCAAUUAUUCACGUGGAUUUCGAUUGAAAUUCUCAUUAAAUUUAUCUGAGCUUAUUAAACAAAAGCUUUCUGAUAACUAUGUGAAUACUCGUACGUCACUUUCAGUUGAAAGUCAACACAAUUUUGGUACUUCUAAAAAAUACAGGCUAAAUAUCAGUGCACUCGAUGUUGAAAUUUUAGUUGACGAACCCAAAAAAAGUGUAUUCCAUAGUUUCAAAGAGGCUAUACUAUUGGGUCGAAAGGUGAAAAAAUAUAAUGCUUAUGAAUUUUUUGUACAUAAACAUCCAUCAGCAACUGGGAUUAAAAGCAUUCAAUCGUCUGUUGAACAUGUCCUACAUACAGAUUCAGCAUUUACAACGAUACAAAGUAAUAAACCACAUGCAUUUAGUUCUAUAAAUUGGAAGCAGAAAGGCUGUGAUUUAGAUAUUUUUCAAAAUAUCAAGGUAACAAAAGCAUUGUCUGAGUUCCUUUCGAAAGGUUAUCCAGUUGACAUUUAUCCUGCAUCAAAUGUCAAAACAAACACACCACGUUCAAUGUCAGAUAAAGAAGACAAUGUUUAUUCAAAUAUACUGCACAGAUUUCGAUUAAACGAUAAACAUGCAACUUUACCAAGAGCAAACAUUAAACUGUCAGGUAAUCAUUCAGUAUUACGAUCAGUAUUUUGUAAUAAUAAAAACUUCCCAACCAACUUCAACUUACAUACAAUUACGGAGGGAAAAUCAAUAGGACAAUAUCGAAUUAUACGUAAAGUAGUAGAAGCAUCAGUGAAAUUCGUAACUAAUUCAUUAGGUAAAGAAAUACUUCAUAUUCUUGUGACAGGUUACGUGACAGGAACGCCAGCGUACAUCAAUUUCAAACUCAUUUGGCCUGCAAACUCGUUGAUUCUAAGUAAUCAUGAUGUUGUUGUAUUGAAUGCACAAACAAAAGAUUACUUCAAACCAAAUCAAAAAAUAGAAUCAUUUCACAUAACUUAUCAGAUUGAUAUUAAUUCAAUCAACGAGAUUCCAUUAUUUCCGUCACCGUUCCAGCCAAGAUUAAUUUUUGAUCUAAUUAUCCAAGAGUGUGAUGCCAAUAUCGGAUUAAGAAUAUACAGUCCACUUUUCAGCCAUCGAAAUAAAGACAAAAUGCUUCAGGGUAGUGUUGUUAAAGGAUCAAUAGUUAGCAUACAUUCGAACAAGAGCACAGUGGAAGAACCAUCACACUGGGUUAUGUUCAGUCCUUUAUUAUUUAUUACGAUUGGAAUUAGUUUGCUUUAUUUUUUGGUACUGAUUAUAUUUGUAUAUAUAAAACAUUGUAUCAUAUCAAACAAAGGAUAUCCGAUUUCGGUUGAAUAUCAGAAACAAAUUAGUAAUAAUCAUUAUGGUAAUGACCUACAGUACCAUCAAUUACUACUUCAUCCAUUUCCUAUCAAGCUGAAUAAUCGUACUUUGUAUUACACAACAUCAAGAAAAGGUGAAGAUUACAUUCAAACAUUUCCUCCAACUAGACAAACCUUAUAUCAUCCCACCAUCGUUGAGAAACAUCCCUAUCAUCACUAUGGCAAUGAGUCACAAAGCUCUUACCGAAAAUUCUCAUCGAAUUCUACCUGGCUCAAUCAUAAUACAUGGAAUACGAAUAACUCACAAAUAAAACGAAUAUUUUUAUUUACACAUCUUGCAUUCCGUGUCUUUUAUACCUUUCUAUUUACAUUCAGUGUUGCUGUCUCCUUAAUAUUUAGUUUACAACCUUCAAGUAGGAUUUCAACAUUUGAUAAUAUUUUACAAUGGCCAAAAAUAAAUCGAGAGUCAAUAGAGUUCAAUUCACUUCACAGUAGUAUGCACAGGCCAUCACCAAUAUCAGUUUUAACAACAUCAUCCUUGCCAAUGCAUGAAACAGAAUUGGAUCAGAUUCAUCUAAUUGGUCCCAUUUUACGGCUUCAAGCUGAAGUCCAUUGGAUAGAAGAAUUUACUGAACAAGAAUUAAAAAGACAACUUGAUUACGUUGAACGUAUGAAGUUAGCUUGUCAACACGCUAUGACAGUUGAAUUGACAGAUGCUCUCAGAGAAGGUAGACAUUUGGUAAAUACUAGGCUUGAAAAAUGGCAAUUUAAUAGUACAUCACAAAAUACUGAUACUUUAAACGACAACACACUACGUUCUGUCAACGAAUUAGCAAAUAUUCAUUUCAACAAACAACGUACAUUAUUCGAUCAUUUAUAUGAACAAAUGAGUCAAAAGUUAGAUUUCCGUGAUUCUGAAUCUUAUAAGAUCUAUACAAAUAUGCUAAAUUCUGUUUUUCAUUCUGGUUGGCUUCAAUAUGUUAAACGUAUGUUAAACACUUCAGAUAACUUAGAAAGAAAUUCUAGACACUUUUCAAAUCACAAAGUACAUACAGAAACUAAACUUAACUUUCAUGACAGUAUGAGAAGAUAUUACGAAUUUGCUCAACAAAGAUCCGGUAUCAAAGCAUCAUAUGUAGCUUUAAUGAACUAUAUGAAUUUUUACCAAGCUGAUGCUGUUCACCUGUUACCAUUACAGCUGCUUGAAAAUCUUAAGAAAGUAUUCAAUUCUCCGAAUCAUUAUCGUUCACUGUUUCACUUAUCCUCAGAAGCAUCUAGCCAUUCCAUGAAUUCUGAGGUUAAUUUUAAAACACAUCAUCAAGUAAAUAGUUUUAAAACUUUACAAAUUCAAAAAACUCAACAAGAACGUGUAUUUCUAACAACGAAUGAUUUGGAAGAACAUACCGAUGGUACGAUUAGUUCAGUCAGUGAUAAAUUUACACAGGACAUUUUCAACGAACAAAAUACUUUUAUUUCAGAGAAUUUUAUUCAAUAUAUUAAAUACAAUACUCAACAAAGUGUUCAAAGUCCUUUGAACUAUCCAAAUAAACAUCCGAUGUUACCAGUGAUGACUUUAACACAUAUUCGUUUAAGUUUACUAAUUUUAGACUGUUUCAUUAUUGCUUAUAGAUUUUUUCAUACAUAUGAAAUCUUGAAAGCUUUUUGGACAGGUCAAACUUUGUUUGUCGAUGCAUCAAGUUGGUUAGAGAGACAAACAUACACCACUUUAGAUAAUGAAAGAGACAAUGGAAAUUUUCAUGAAGCAAACAAAACAAUAAAUGAACCGUUUGACAAUCAUUCAUGUAGAAAAUCUACAGGAAAAGAAAAAUGUCUACAAUCAAAUUUGCCUGAUUUUAAUGAAACACCGAAUAAACGCUUUUCAAGAACAGCAUUAUUUCAAUGUUUCCCACAACAUCAAAAUCUAUAUGAAUGUCGACAUGAAAAGCAG
This is a messenger RNA of Schistosoma margrebowiei, 4276 nucleotides long. The record is from the annotation of a GenBank genome assembly. NCBI's taxonomy places the organism in Eukaryota, Metazoa, Platyhelminthes, Trematoda, Strigeidida, Schistosomatidae.